AUGGAUAAUGAUUUAGUGGUAUUUGCGACGCUACCCAAUUUAGGUGCUGGGCCAGCCUUCUAUCAUAAGUUACUAAUCGGAAAGCGUCCUAAAGAACUCGGCUGCGAGGUGCUUAGCGAUUAUUAUUUUGGGCAAGGCGCUGCACCCAUGUCCGUCACGGGCCAGCCGCUCAGCCCCUGCCUACCCAACGUCGCUGUCUUCUCGUAUACAGAUGUCACCAUAGAAUCUCUUCAACCUAAAGUCAUUGGGCUCGGCACUACAUGCUACGUGACGACCACGGACAAUAGAACUGUCCUAAAGGGGUACCAGGUCUGGUUUGACGACAACCUCGUCUUUGACUACGGCGUUACGUGCGAGGAGCGCCUGGCUCGGGAAGCCACAGUAUAUGAGCACCUCGGCAAACAUUCUCGAAUCCUGACUUGCUUCGGACUCGAAGAGGAGCACCAUGGUGUCCACUCGCUCCGUCCAGAGAUGGCUCCCUUAGGGUGCAUCCGCGCGUAUAUACAGAAGCACGCUGAAAACACACCUCCUAUCCAACACCGCCUACAGAUGGCCCUCGAUGUAGCUACGGGCUUAAGCUAUGUGUAUUUACGAGGUGAAAUGCCUUGCGACCUGUCCUGUACAAAUCUCUUCGUCUUCGACAAACUACGUAUUAAGCUUGGCGAUUUUGUGGGGGCCCUCCUUGAAGGAUUCGACUUUGAAUGGGACCAGACGCACGAGUCUCGUUACCACUUACCUUCACGAGGGCGGGAGUACGACGACGUGCCGCUUAUGAAGAGGGAGCUCUUCGCCUUGGGAUCGGCGAUAUAUGAAAUCACAGUGUGGAAAAGAUCAUUUUCGGAACUGAAUGAUGACGACGACGACGACGAAGUAGAUAACAACUAUGCUAAGGAGAAGUUUCUACCACUUGACGGCAAUGUUGCUAGAGACAUAAUUUGGAAUUGUUGGGCUGAAGCUUAUGCAACUGCGCAGGAAGUCGCCCAUGAUUUGAAGAGCUGCGGGUCGUCUUGA
Messenger RNA from Venustampulla echinocandica, 1011 nucleotides. RefSeq names its product Kinase-like protein. The transcript is spliced from 2 exons. The coding region runs from base 1 to 1011 and encodes 336 amino acids. NCBI's taxonomy places the organism in Eukaryota, Fungi, Ascomycota, Leotiomycetes, Helotiales, Pleuroascaceae. The record is from RefSeq and is a predicted model, not a curated record. Gene Ontology annotation, biological process: protein phosphorylation. Gene Ontology annotation, molecular function: protein tyrosine kinase activity; ATP binding.